Messenger RNA from Fopius arisanus, 1094 nucleotides. Its product is annotated as germinal-center associated nuclear protein. Gene Ontology annotation, cellular component: centrosome; nucleus; spindle. The transcript has 7 exons. Lineage: Eukaryota; Metazoa; Arthropoda; Insecta; Hymenoptera; Braconidae. Gene Ontology annotation, biological process: spindle assembly; centrosome duplication. The coding region runs from base 28 to 1086 and encodes 352 amino acids. The record is from RefSeq and is a predicted model, not a curated record.
GUUAUUGCUUGUGCAAUUCUUCGAAUUAUGUCGGAAGGAAUCGUUGGGACGUGUUCAUUGAUGUGUCCUGAUGAAGAACGACGUUUUCGCGAGAGGAAAGGAUGGUUGCAUCGAUUUGAGAUUGAUGACUCCCAGAAACACUCGAGAAGACCCAAUGCUGACAACAAGAAGAUAAUAAAAUGUUACAUCCGAUCAGGCCCAGGAAAAUCAUUAAUACGCCAAGAGGAAUUGAGACCCGGGCCAGUUCUCCUCUCUACUCUUCAAUAUUUAUUCACCCAGAUCGCCACUCGGUCAGAUGCUGAUUGGGCUGUUAUCUACAACUUUAUUUUCGAUCGUUUGAGAGCAAUCAGACAGGAUAUGACUGUCCAGAGAUUAGAUUCUGUCACAACCAUCCAGAUUCUAGAACCAAUCGUCAGAUUUCAUGUUUAUUCUGCACAAAGACUUUGUGACAGGAGCCUCGAGGAAUUCGUCCCAAAAUUCAACGAUGAUCAUCUCCUGGAAUGCAUAAAGGAACUUCUUGUAAGAUAUGACGAACGUGACCGUCACCCGAAGAAUUUAUUUUGUAGUAACAGAGCUCAAAUGGAAACGCUGUAUGUACUCCUGUAUCUGGGAAAUUGCGCAGCAAUCGAGAGAGCACUGAGUCUCCCAUUAGAAUACAAGGAAUCCCCCUCUAUGAGAAUGGCAUUGAAGAUUUCCCGCGCCUGGUACUUGAAAAAUUAUGUGAAAGUUUGUCGUUUGAUUGUCAAAUUGUCUCCUUUAAUGGCAAUGGCAGCAAUUACGAAUUUGCCGAAAAUAAGACGUGAUGCCCUCCUAAUAAUGAGUGCUGCCUAUAAUAGUACUCAAUUAUCUUAUCCGAGUGAUCAUCUCAGAAAGAUUUUAUUAUUCAAGAACAAAGAUCUGCUGCACAACGAGUGCAGACACUUUGGACUGGAAGUAAUCCAUGGGAAUAUUCGUUUUGAAAUGUUUAAAUUCAAAAAAGAGGAAAAAAAUGGACAUUUACAGAAAGUCUUUUCUGACGACAUGCUCAACUCUUUUCUACCGAAUAUCAUUCUCCAUGACGUCAAUAGCGUAGGGUCAGAGAAAUGAAGGGAGUA